AUGCCGUACAUCAUUUAUCUGUUAUUCAUUUUUAUUCUUUUUAUUGUUCAAAGUGAUAGUCAAUUAUCUCGUAUUCAAGUUGAUCCAAAUACUCAAUAUUUUAUUGAUGAAUAUGGACGUGUACGUAUAUUUCAUGGUGUUAAUGUUGUUUACAAAGUUCGACCUUUUUUACCAAAUUUAACUCAUUUCGAUCCACAAAAUUCUCUAACAGAUGAUGAUUUAAAUAAUUUACAUCAAUGGGGUUUUAAUGUUAUUCGUUUUUAUACAUCAUGGAUGGGUGUAAAUCCAACAUCAGAAAUUGAUAUUGACCAAGAAUACCUUUCACAAUUAUCAACAGCUAUACAAAUGAUGGAAAACAAAGGCAUUUAUGCUUUACUUGACUGUCAUCAAGAUGUUUUUUCCAGAUAUUUCUGUGGUGAAGGUGUACCCGAUUGGAUAGCAAACAAGUUAGGUGAUACAGUGGUGAAAUCUUUUCCAUUGCCAAUUGCUGCCAAUAUAUCACGAGAACCUGAUACAGGUUAUCCAAAACUUGAUGAAUGUCUUGAACGUCCUUUUUUUGAAUACUAUUUUACUGAAGCUGUUAUGAAUGGAUUUAAAAUGCUAUAUACAAAUGGUAAUGGUGCACUCGACUCAUUUGCUUCUUUUUGGCGAACUGUUGCGAAUACAUUUGUCAAUCGUUCAUCUGUACUUGGCUAUGAAUUAAUUAAUGAACCACCGUUUGCUGAACUUGUUGACAUUGUUCAAAUAGGACAAGUCGAUCGAGUUUACUUGACGCCGAUGUAUAAAAAAUUACAUGAAGUUAUUCGUCAAGUAGAUGAUAAACAUAUAAUAUUUUUUGAGCCUUGUGUUGCUGAUCUUCUACAAACAGGAUUUAAGGAAGGGCCCGGUGGUGUUGAUUAUAAUAAUCGACAAGCGUUUAGUUAUCAUGUUUAUUGUAUUAAUGUUACGAAACAAGGUGAUCAAAACUCGGAUGUUGUUUGUGAUAUAGAUGAUGCACUUCUUAUUAGUUUACGAUAUGAAGAAGCCAAAAAAAAGAAAUUUGGCGGGAUGAUGUUAACAGAAUUCGGUGCUGUAAGUAAUUCCACAGAAGGUAUCAAGGAAAUCAGUCGAAUAACAGGGUUAGCAGAUGCAUUUCUUCAAAGUUGGUCUUAUUGGCAAUUUAAACAAUAUCAAGAUUUAACAACAGCACAAAGACCAACAACAACCGAAUCCUUCUAUAAUGAAGUUGGUGAAUUAGAAAUAAAUAAAGUACGAGCCCUUUCACGAUCAUAUGCACAAGCAAUUGCAGGUGACCCGAUAAAUAUGUUGUUUGAACCAGCAACAUCUCGUUUUCAGUUAGUUUUUAACGUUAAGACGGAUAUUCAUCAACCAACAAUUAUUUAUAUAAAUGAAGAUUUAAAUUAUCCAUAUGGUAAUGAUAUUAAUGUAUCCCCAGUUAAUUCAUUAACAUGGACGUGCACUAGUCGAAAUUAUUACGAAUUUUUACCUGUAGCGUCAACAAAAAAUGGAACAACAAUUACUAUUCUAAUUACGCCAAAAACUCUCCAUUGGUUUUACCAAUUUUGCAAUUGGUUUAAAAUGCAAAUUUGUUUUUGGAGAAAAUAA
Rotaria sp. Silwood1 is the source of this 1605-nucleotide messenger RNA. NCBI's taxonomy places the organism in Eukaryota, Metazoa, Rotifera, Eurotatoria, Philodinida, Philodinidae. The record is from the annotation of a GenBank genome assembly.